Messenger RNA from Procambarus clarkii (red swamp crayfish), 5403 nucleotides. The record is from RefSeq and is a predicted model, not a curated record. Lineage: Eukaryota; Metazoa; Arthropoda; Malacostraca; Decapoda; Cambaridae.
GUGUGUACUUCCACGUGGUGGGGGAAGGUGUGGUGCGCGUGACGGACCGCAGACAACAGAUCUUCACCGACAAGGAGAACUACAUCGACUUCCGAAUGAGGCUCCUUGGGGAACCAGACGAACGUUACCCCUUGGAGCCCCAAGACGACAGAGAUGACGGCGGUCAGGGUCCCAUCCUGCUGUCUCCGGGAAUUCACAGCUUCCCCUUCAAGCUGGGCCUGCCCCUGGGCCUGCCCUCCACCUUCCUGGGAAAACAUGGCUGGGUUCAAUACUUCUGCAAAGCCGCCCUCAGGGAGCCCAACGGCCUCACCCACAAGAACCAGCAAGUCUUCAUCGUCAUGAACCCUAUCGAUCUCAACCUCGAGCCUUCCAUUCUUGGCCAACCUUUCCACUGCGAGAUUGAACACAAGCUGGGAAUGACCUGUCUGUCUCAGGGUCCCGUGUCUUGUCGUGUUAGGCUGGACCGUGGCGGCUACGUUCCUGGGGAGACCAUCAGCAUAUGGGCUCGUGUACACAAUCAGAGCAGAGUCACCAUCAAGAAGACACGAGCGUGCCUUACUGAGACGAUCCAGUACAUCUCCAAGAGCAAGGUGGUCCAGACGGAGACGCGGGAGCUGUCGUCCGUGGCGCGAGGGAAGGUGAAGCCCGGAGACACUGACGACUGGACCCACGAACAGCUGUACGUGCCGCCACUACCACCCACCAACCUCCGUGGCUGUCACCUCAUAAGGAUACAGUACGAUGUGUUUUUCAUAAUUGAGCCCAACAACCUGGAGAAAGAGAUCAAGCUUCAACUACCUAUCAUGAUGGCCACCUACCCCUACCGCAACUCAGACGGAACACUCAAGAAGAAGAAGGGUGCGCAGUACCCAAACAAUCUUCCAAUCUUUAGGCCAUGGCUCAACGAAAAGUCUUUUGAGUGACUUCCUGCGUAUGCAAGUGGAUAAAAAGGACACAGUUGCAAAAUGCUGAAGAAAAAAUACUUAUUAAAUAUAUGUACUGCUUUCAUUUGUCUUCCAUGCCAUAAAUGCUAGUAAUGUUUCAGUAGCUCAUCAUAUUCACUUGAUUAAGUACACCACUAUAUCAUUAUGAACUACUGUACCUUAAAAACAUGAACAUUAGUGAAUAAAAGGCUCAGUAUUUUGAUUAGUAACUUGUAUACAACCCAAUUACUGUAUUGAAGGUCACAAUUUUUUAAUUUAUAAGUUCUGUUAUAUUUUCAGCAGCACUUCUUGAUAUAUGAAUUGCAAAAAUAUAUAAAUUAUAUAUACAAGAUUUAUUUAUUGUAGAUUAUAUUGUCAAUUGCAAUCAAAUAUCUGCCAUAUUUUUUGUUUUAAUACUGUAUUCUUAAUAAUGCAGUUAAACAUAAGAAAUAAGGAUAACUGAAUAAAGACCUACUGGUUCAUGCAAGGUAACUCCUAUUUAUACCCAGUCAUUCAUAUGUACAAUAUGUCUAAUUUCAUUAAGAAUUAAAUUUGAAUGCACUGUAUGUCAAGUUAUUAAUGUACUGACAAAUAUAUUUGGGUGGACAGCCAUUUUCCACAUUUUUUCCAUGACUGAUUUUUUAAUUUGUAAAGGACUGUAUACUGUAUUACAUUGUAAAACAUACCUUUUCACUGUAAUGAUUUUUUUUCAUUGUAAUGGAUUCUCUCUCAUUGUAAUGGAUCCUUUUUCAAUGUAAUGGAUCCUAUUUCUUUUUCGAAGGAUCCUACCCCACUUAAAGGAUCCUAUCUCACAAAGUAUUCUCCCUCAAUGUAAAGGAUUCUAUCUCACUGUAAAAGUUUGUUUCAUUGCAAAUUAUCGUAUUUCAUUGUAAUGAUUCUAUUGAAUUUUAACGGCACCUAUCUCAUUAUAAAUUACUAGAAUCUCAUUACUGCCAUUAAUGUUUAUUAUUAAAAAAAAUGCUUAUACAAAAAUAUAACUAAAUAACAAUAUAGUACAGUAAUUCAACAUUAGCACACAAGUAAAAACCAAUAAUUAUUAAUUGUCUUUGGUUACAUCAGAUUAUCAAUCUGCACACAGUUCACAGUUGCAAGAUUUGGUAAACAGUCAUUAUCCUGCACGCAUUCAACAUUAUGUACACACCUGUCAUUCUGCUUGUAAUCGUCAUAAUUUUGCACACACACAUCCUUCUUCUAACAGUCUUAAUAGUAAGCACACACUUUUGUCAUUCUGCAACACAGAUUUGUUAACCUGACAUUCUUCAAAUCGUUCCUUACAGCUAAUUCUAUGGAUGGUAGCACAAAAUCUAAAACCUGCUGCACCAAGAACAGUACAGUCAACAUUCUGCAGACAGUACACCAUGUUUACUGCUGCACGAGUGCACGUCAUGUUCUCCACUGCACACAUGCACACUGUUGCACAAGUGUGCACCAUGUUUACCUCUGCAUGGGUACGCACAUGUUCACCAUUGCAUUUGCAUGCACCAUGUUCACUGCUGCACUGCACUUUAUCCACUUCAAUUGUUCUUAUUGCGUUUUACGUACAGUGCUGUAUGCUUUUUUCAUAAUUCGGCAAAGUCAUCUUCUUUGUAGAAACUAAUGAUUUCAAAAACUUCUAGAGGUCCUUAUCGGAAUUAUCAUCUCUAUUCACAGGCAAUAUAUUUGUUUAAAUCUUGUGUAAUGUAUAAUUAAAAAAUUGUACGUAUCAUUCGUUUUGGUUAAAGAAGACUUGCAGCUCUCAGACUUAAGGACACUUAAAUUUUCAGAAAAAAAAGUGGUUAACAAUAUCCAUAUUGCAGUGCACAUAGAAGCAAAUACGAUGGAUGACAUCUCAUAUGUGCUUAAACUAGUCUUACACUCAAAUUCACAAUAUGCUUAAUUCAAAGAAAUUAUGAUAAGCUCUUGAUGCUUAAUUGUUUCAUACUGAUAUGUAGGUUUUCUUGCAUUUUAUAUUAUAGACGAAAUUCCAGAAGAUAGGAAAUUUCCAUCCUCUACUAAAUUAUCAGGUUCACUUCAAAGAAACUUAUAUAGUGGGAUAAUUCUAAAACAAUUCUAACUAGUUCUGAGUACAGUAAUUGUAAUUAAAAUAAGUUAUGAUUAAAAUCAUAAUUAGAUUUUCUAAUUUUUUUACAGAAAAUGUAUUACUGUUCACACUAUUAGAAUAAUACACACUGUGUACAGUAUUAGAAUUUAUUUCUAUCUUUGAAGACUAUGUGCAUAAGGCUGUAUUGGGCUCCUCCUUUUGCCCUUAUAAAUGUAAAUUAUGAAUUGAAAGCAAGCCUAAAUUAAUGAAAUACAAUAUACAGUACAUACUGUAUUCGGUUGAUUUUAAUUAAUUUUUAAAUACAAAAUAAGGAACUUUUUAAAGUACAUACAAGUUGCUGAAUAUUUAUACAAUUUUAUGUGUGUAACAAUUGGAUGAGUUUCUUAAUCAGUUUGAAAGCAUUUACCGGUUAUAUAAUUUUUAAUUCUUUACACCAACUUCUUUUUGUCUGAGCCAUGCCGUGUUCUUUUGCCACUUCCACCAAACAACUUUUCAAUGUACUGUACAGUACUAUAGUCAUCAUACAUAUAUAAUCUUCGUUACCCACCCAUGAUAACAAUCCAAUAGCAUUUACAUCACUUGUUUCCUACUUAUAUUUGGAAUCAUUACCUCAACUUGUGUUAGACUCCCUGAUUUCUCUUAAAACUUGCCCGUUCACCAUGAUUUAACAACUGUCAGAUUUGAAGUGCUGCCAAUUCACCAUAAGUAUUAAAUUUUAGCAAUAACAAUCCACCUAUCAUGUGUCAAUUACAUUGAGCUUUAAUUUCACUAAAGUGCGAGAAUUCUGAUGCUGUGGUUGAUAGCAUCAAUAUUGCACUACAUUAAGAGUGUAGACUGGUUGUAUAAACACAUCAUUCUGUACUAGUUUGAAAUGCGAACUUACAAGUUACAUUUCCUUAUACUGUACCAGAAUAGUCUACUGACAACAUCAUUAAGAUGUUUAUACAUCUCUAUGAAUGAAGCCAUAAAAUUGUGCAUUAAAUUGAAUUUUCAAUGUAACAGGUCUUGACAAGUUAAUAAAAUCGGUAUAGUAUCCACAUGUAUUGACAUUGUAAAAUACUGUAUGGUGUACUGCACACAAUGAUUCUCAGAAAAUGACCUUAAUAUAACUAUUUUUUUUCACAGCAUAUGCAGAAAUAUAUUUAUAUUAUUCAGUUCUAAACCAACUCUUAUUUUGUAGCCUGAAAAAUAUAACAGCGAGCAUCUUGCAUCCUUUUAGAUUUAUACAAUAAUUUAUAAUUCUAACAAUGAAUUAUAUAGUCAUCUCAUUUUUCCAUUUAGGAUUUUUGUUUCAGUAUACUAGUUCAAAAUGAGCUAGAAUACUAAAAUUAUUAUGUGGAAUUCAUUUACAGUACACUUUUUUAUUUGGAUUGUUGGUUUUGUACUCUCACAAGCAUAGAUCAACAUAUCUGCCUUCUCUCUGAUCUUGCUACUUUACUAAUGAGAAUCAGUCGCCCAUAAAUCAACGACACUACAGUACUAAUAAAAAUGUGACUGCUUCUUUAGACAAUACUUGAACAGUAUCAGUGGUUAUGGCUCGCCUUUAAUUUAGAACAACCAUUAAAUAAGAAAUGCACAAAUUACUUUGUUUCAUGCACAGGUAAAUUUACUGAAUUAUGCAAGCAUACGUGUUAACAGAAGACUACUCAAUACAUAUAAAAAUAUUAAUUAUUUGUUAAUAUUUAUUUCCACUUCUCCAUUGUAUUAUACUGUAGUUGCAACAACAGAACAGUAAUCACAAUUGUGGACACAUUUUUGCAUGUUUAUGUAAAACAGAAUUGAUACACUUUGAACCCUGCAUUGUAAAUAUUUUAUAUUAAAAUAUUAACAACGAUUUUAUAACAUGACAAUAUAUUUGGUGAUGGCGAUGAUUUUCCGUUUUUUACUGAAACAGCCAAUGGCUAUGAUUUUUAAACAUUUUUAAUGUGGCCAGCCUUAACGUUUCAGAAAUAAGCAAAUGAGUAUGAAAGAUAUAAACUAACUAGUUUUCUUGAUUAGAGGUGAAAAUAACUUCAAACUCAUAGAGCCUUGUAUGCCCUUCAGAAAUUGUAUGGGGCCCAGUCAAUAAUUUUAGGUGCCAUAAUGAUGUAGGCUUGUAUCAUGGGCCUAUAUGUUGGGACAAAUGUUUUCCAAGACAAUUAUAUAUCCACAGCGCAUUCUUCCAACAGAUUCCUGAUAUCGAGUCUACAAUCAAUGUGGUGAGAUUUAUGUUGGUCACUGUGCUGGUGAGUUUGAGAUGUACAUAAUGUUGUGCUUCAGUCUGUGUCUUUGUAACUGAACGUGUGAUCUGACCUGUAAGGCUUUGUUCUGUAGUCAAAUUAUGAAAUUGCUGGUUAACUGCUGACAUUCCAGCAUUAUGUGAUUGAAUAUGUAGCAUUAUCUAGUAGAACUGUUUCUAAUAAAAUGUAUACAUAUAAA